AUGAGCGCCCAGCAAGGCUACAUGACAAGUCCUCCUCCCACAGUUCCUCACUCAACUGCACCCUCUAAUGGUUCCCAAUUCGCUGCUGAAUGCCCGAAUCAGUUCCGCGGACAUCCUUAUCAACCUUAUCCAAACCAAGAGUGUCCACCGGAAAUGCCAGCACCGAACGUGUCUGUCAGUCAACCAGGUCAUGGACAGGCCUUAACAUUAAACCAACUGCUUUUACAAAACAAUUCCCCAGGAUCUCAGCCGUCGCGUGUACCGGGAGCGAUGUCACCAAUGAGCCACACUGGUGGAUACCGGUAUGAUCCCUAUGGAUAUAUGUCGAAACCCGGAGUUCCUGUUCAUCAUCAAGAAAGCAACCAGUGGAUAUUGGCGACAUCGAUUUCCUGUCUAGCUAACGGUCGUUUCUUUUCUUAUUCGACGUCGCAUAUACUUUUCGGGGGUACCGUUGAUGUAGCGAAUAAUUCAGUUAACAGGAAUCACGCUUCAAUUAGUUUACUGGUUCACCCCUCUCCAUACGCUAGCGCUUUGCGUGGGCGCGCGUGCAUGUACGUGCGCGAGGCGAAGCUUCAGCCUAUACUCUCGCAGCCUCCUCCAAUGAAGGAACCCAAUACGCAGGAAGGUUUAUUACGAUCAUCACGUGCCAACACGCCUCAGGAAAAUGCCUCCGAAAUGCGGAGUCCUCUUCAACCACCACCCGAACAUCAACAACAGAUAGACUCGGUUCCGAAGUCGCAGCCUAACCGACCCCCAGGAGGGCCUUCCCCUCUCCCUGGGUAUGGCUCAGGAAUGCCUCAAGAUACCCGAAUGGGCCCCGGAACGCUACGACCGGGGGUUAUGAGUCCCGGCGUUUAUCCACCUCGCUCAGGUUACCCACCGCCCGAAUACGGUCAAGAUCCCUACGGUCCUUAUUCCCUACAGCGUUACCCUCCUCCUCCUCCGCAAUCGUCUCGCUAUCCGACACCUGGAGGUUACACGAUGAUGCCUCCUCCUCCGCCUCCGGCAUCGGGCGGCUAUCCGCCGACAGCUGAUUACCAGAAGAUGCCACCUUACAUGAUGCCGGAUCACUCCAAUUAUCCGAGGCCUUACCAGCCAGAUAUGUACACGCGCAGUGGGUAUUCCCAACCGCCAAUGUCCAACGGAGUAUCGCCUCCGCCUCGCGGCAUGGCGAUGCGUUAUCCGCCUCCACCGACAGGCGGUCUCGAGGGCGUCGUAUCUCCGAAUUCUCAACAGGAGCAACAACCACCUUCGUUUCCGCCCCAACAGCAACAGCCACAGCCACCAAACAGGGCUGAACCAAGAGAUGAGGGUAUGCCAUCGCGAAUGUCUGGCCCAAGUGAACAGCCACCGACCUCGUCUUCGUGUGAUGCUCCAUCGCGCCCAUCUUCGUCGACAUCUUCGCCCUAUCCGCCAUCGAUGGUGCGUUCUGGUCCUCCACCGUCGCCCAAGAAGGAUCUACCUGCCGAUGAGCAGCAGCAACAGCAACAGCCACCACCCCUACAACACGCAAUGCCUCAUCACCAGUACAUGGUUCAACAACAGCAGCACGUCCAUCCGAUGUAUCGCCAAGGGCCCCCAGUAACACCACACAGGAUGCCCCCUCGCGGUCCGCCACCUGGGAGCGCUUACGCCUAUUCCGGUUACCCUCCAAAUUUCCCCCAACAACAAUAUCUACCGCAGCAUCAUCUUCAGCAGCCGUAUCCAGGAGGGGAUAUGCCGCCUACUGCCAUGUACCAUCAAAUUCAUCCGCAAUCCUCCUACGGUCAUCCACAACAAGCUGGUCCACCACCUCCUCCACAUCAGUAUCCUUACCACCGAGGCUACCCUCCACAACCGACGCCAAUGCACGCCAUCGCUCCGCCUCCCAACUUGAGCCCACAAUCGGCGUCAUGUUUUUCACGACUCAUGGAGAUGGGUUACGAACCCGAGCGCCGCCAGUGGCUGGAGCACUAUUUCUUUUUUAUGGAAGAAAUCAAUAAACCCUUAACUGGUUUGCCCCAGGUGGUAAAGCAACCACUUGACUUGUAUCGAUUUUACCUAGCCGUGAGGGAACGAGGUGGCGUUUUGGAAGUCAUUAAAACGAAGCGCUGGAAAGAGAUAAGUCAAAUUUUCAACAUAAAUGCCUCCGCAUCGGCAGCGUACACACUACGAAAGAACUACUGUAAGUACCUGCUGGAUUAUGAGUGUCGAUUUGACCACGGACCUGGCGGUGCUGACGUGCGCGUCGUCGCAGCCCAGAUUGAAACGUUGUCUGGCAAGAAAAAGAAGCCUUCCGUGGGUUCGAUGGGCGGAGCAGGUUCGGAGAUGAAUGAAUCGUCGACGUCUAGCUCUACGCCGUUUCCUCCACCUUCUCCCGCGGGCAGUCAGUCUUCGGCUUCAUCUAAUUUGUUGCCGCAGCCCUCGAGUAACGGCGCUCCUGGUGUGUCGGAAGAAGGAGCGAAGACAGGAGGGCCGGGUUCACCUGUUGGUGUUGCUUCGCCUGCAUCCUCGUCAGCCGGGGCUUCACCGUACCACACACCUGCUCCUUCCGCGUCAACGUCGACGCCAACUACUGUGGAACAUCAGCAGCAGCAACAUCAACAGCAAGUCCCUGCUAGCUAUCCUAUGAGUGGACCUUGGAGACCCUCUCCUAGUCCAAACCAGAGACCUCCAUUUCCACCUCCUGGAUAUCCUCCUCAGCACAGAAUGCCUGGACCUGGCUACGGUGAAAUGGUGGGCCGGCACCCCUACCCACCACCUCAAUCAUACGGUCGUCCUGCUGCCCCACACUCGUCGGCUAGUGGCGGCAGUCAUCCGAUGGCAGCAAUGGAGGGGAUGCGGCCUGGCUCUCCCGAAGGCGCAGUCAUUCCGCCGUCCAAGGCCCCCACUGGCAAUACGGUGCACCAUCCACCCCAGCAACAACCUCCGCCCCCGCCGCCCAUGAUGUACCAGCGAGGUCCCCCGUACAUGAACCAGCACCUCCCACACCACGCGCUGCCCCCGCCCUCCUUCACAGCCCACUACCAGCCUUCUCAGCCGGGCGGGAGACCGGGCGGCGGCCCCUCGCCGCAGCACCCCGGGAGACCGAUGCCACCGUUUGGCGCUCCUGGAUACUCUCCACAAGUAUCGUCUAAUCAACCCCCACCUCCUCCUCUUAACACCUCACUACCAUCUCACAGACACCCUUCGAUGGUGCCACAACAGCCAUCCCCUCAUCCUGGCAUGGUACAACAACCUCGCCCUUUUCAGCAACGUCCAGGUCCCGCUUACGUGACUGCCGCUGCGGCCGCGGCCUAUUGGAAGCGCCUGGAGGCUGCCCAACUCUUCCCGCCUGGCUGCGUCGAGGCCACUCCCAUCGACACGAGUCGACGCAGGCGAUACCGCAUUAAAGACCUCGGCCCGUUAACCGCGUCGAAAUUGGUGAUGGCGCUUCGUUGCGGACUCCCCAGUGAGACAACCUGGGCCUUGAAUGCACUCAACAUAGUUCUCCGCGACGAUCCCAAUGCACUGGAGUCCUAUUUCUCGCCACCCACUCAGCAAUCGGCAGUUGUGGGGUCGUCCACCUCGCCGACCCUUACAAACCUGGUCACGGCACUCACCGACCACCUCCGGCACUCCGCCAACGAACUCUUUCCUCAACAUCGUCUGGCCGCCGAUCUUGAGCUUCCUAUCCACCUCGACCAGGAGGGGCAACCGUUGUCACGAGGCACCAUGUCUAUUGACCCUUCGCUUCCUGACCUCCAGACGCCUUCAAAGGCCACCAAUCAUGACAAUUUCUUCGUUGAACUACUCGCUGAAGUAUCCAGCAGGCGGAGAUGCAUUCGUAUGCGCAGUCAGCCACCGCCUGCUAAUGGGUUACUUAGCCUAGAACGUGAAAUUGCUUCGAUUGCCAAUUCCAAGGGUGUCUCAGUAAGCGCGCUUCAGGAAGCAAUCCGGCAGCUGCUUCAAGGUUCCGGAAAAAAUGGUCGUCUUUUACUGAAGUCGGUGACUCCGAAGUUGCCCAAAACACCAUCUGUGGAAAGUAAUUUGGAGAAAUCGGGUGGGCCGUUGGCGAAGCGGGGUCGUGGCCGGGGUUCGGCUACUCCCAUCCUCGCGGAACAUCUAGCAAUGUUCGAAGCGGGCCAAACGUUUUCUCUACCGAUGGUGCCGAAGCACUUUUCCUUGAUUGUCAACAAUCUCUCCGGUCCCGAGGCCUCUUCUAACAUGCGACGACUGGCGCUUUUCGCGCUGGAUGAGCUACUGGAGGGAAAGGAGUCGCCUCCGCCUGUCCUCUUGCCUGCAGACUUGGCGGCGGAACCCACGUCUCCCCCUGGUUCUCCCCGGCCUCCUUCCAUGCGGGAACUCUUUGUACGCGGGGGCUCCGAUUCUACCUGCUACAUCCUCCCUCAUCCAGGGAGCGCUGGUGGCGCUUCUAGCGGGAAAAAGCGGUCACUUUCCCCCGGUGGGGUCUCUUCCGAAACGCAGGCGAAGCGAACCCGCUCCUCCUCCUCGUCUUCCCUUCCUGUCCUGUCACCCCAGAAAUUUGAGCCAGUUCCCACAGUGGUAGGCGACAAAGAAGCCUCGUCAGCGCUCGAAGAAGAAGAUAGCGAAUUGAAUAGCCAUCGUCUGAUGACAGAUUCCCGCGGCUACUGUCCGCUCCGUGCUCGGUCCGAAAUUAUUCGCCGCGGAGAUCUAGCCCUUUGGCCUGUGGACAUCACCUCGAGAAGAGCUGAGGACUUCGCACUUCGCUGUCUUUGUGUGUCAACUGUCUUGAGAAAUCUUUCCUUUCUUCCUACUGGCGAGAGAGUGCUCUCCAAUCACAAGGCUCUGCUUGCACUUGCUGGCCGUUUGCUAACAAUCGCACACACACACUUUGAGGGAAGUGAUGCUGACUGGGCCUGUGUGGAGGACCAUGCAGCGAGGUUUUAUUCCCAUUCGGCGUGGUGGAUGCCCUGGCUAGAUGAACUCUGUGAAAACAUCCUCGUACUUCUGGUAAACAUUUCCGGUCACCUGCAAUGCCUUCCACUUCACGAAUCGAUCGUGCGUCCUCUGCUAGAAGGCCUCCUUCACUGGGCUACGUGCCAGACCGCGGCCGCCACCGACCCUCUUCCCGGACACCGAGUCAUCUCACCAGGACGGUUGGCCCUUGAAGCGCUCAAUCGUCUCUCCGUGAACGACUCAAAUGUUUCCAUGCUCCUGGCAACCAUGGAUAAUGAGUGUGCUAGUCGCCUAUUUGACCGUCUCGCCUCGUGGCUAGCUCUGCCAGAAGAUCAAGUGACUCGAGAGCUUGCCCUCUCUACUCUUCACUACCUAUCGGAGCCACCGGUGAAUAUCUCCCAACAGCAAUUUGAUGGGAACAACGCCUUUACGUAUGGGCUGUCGAUGAUUGCACAGGCCAAGCCCUGCCCGAUCGCCGGCCUUAUCUCCUUCAUAGAGGUAACGGAGGCAAAAACGCGGCGUGUUAUCGAACAGUAUGGUGUGCAGGCUUUACAGGAACAACCGGAGUUGAUGGGGACGUCUCUGGAGCUUUUGCGGCGAGCUGGGGCGUUACUGGAGCGUCUGGCCGCAAACCCAUUUGGUAUAAGCCGUUUCUCCCCUGAGCUUGAACUCAGGGUUCUUGGGUUAGCAACCUCGAGGGUGCUGGACGCAACAGUCGCACAGCUUCUGUCCGGUUGUCUUUUGAACCUUCCCCAGAGAGAUCGGCACUCGGCCGCCGUUUGUGACCUCCUGCCGCCAAUCCCCUCCCCUGAACAUGUAGCCCAACUCCUCAGUCCGUCGAUGAAGACAAAACGCAAGAAGGAGCAGCGAAAGGAAUCUGAUCCGAAGGAGGCUAUUAAGGAAGCGUCUCAGCCGCAACCGCCCUCUCCCCCUCCUAAGCCAGAGCUAAUUGCCGCUGUAUAG
This is a messenger RNA of Mesocestoides corti, 5862 nucleotides long. Lineage: Eukaryota; Metazoa; Platyhelminthes; Cestoda; Cyclophyllidea; Mesocestoididae. The record is from the annotation of a GenBank genome assembly.